AUGUCACUUGUUUGUUCGCCAAGUGCUGCUGCUUUUACUCUCACUGAAGCCGAUCUUCUCAAUCUUGUAACGGAGAAGAGAAACAAGAAGCUCCUUGAACGGCAUAUCGAUAUCCAGAUCGACUGCGAAUUGACAUUGAAUGCCGCUGGUAACACUCAAGUGCAUCUCAAAGCAACAAAAUGGAGCGGUUCAAAUGACCUCUGCGGCAGUUGCCCCUGUUGCAUUCUGAUUGUUGAUGGCUUGCAACGCGAAUUACGGAAUAGUGGUGUUUAUAACCACUUCGAAUCCAUUAUCGGACCCGUGAAGGGUGGAAGUCAGAAAACUUUAUGCUUCAAAUAUAAACUGAGAAAGCUUGAGUACCACAGAGACCCUUCCGCAUGGCAGAUCGACGGAGUAACUGAGACCACCUGGGAUCUUCACCUUGCGCUCCUACGAGGUACUCUUUUUCUUGCUCCAAGAAGUGCUGGCGUGGAGAUCGGACAAAAGCCCAUUGGUAUCAAUGUUGCUUUUGAGCUAUUUGGAGUUGAGAAUGAUGAGCUUGCUAGGGUUUUGAAACUGCAUCGACGUCCACUCGCCUCCACGACACUCUCGAAUUCUAACGUAGCCAAGAUACAGACUUGGAUCGCAGACUGCGAAACUGCUCACAACAAUUGCUUUUCACCGAAUACUAAUGUUUUUUUACCUACACGACUACUCGAAUUGGACAAUCCACAUUGCGGAGAUGGCGUGAAGCUGAUUUUAUCUGCUGACAUUGUCAAGACUGGUGCAGUGGAAGCAGCGCACAGUCGGUACAUGGCAUUGAGCUACUGUUGGGGCCCUCCCGAGGGGUGGUUGACCACCAAUCUCGAAACAUUGUCGACAAGACUUUCACUUAUUGCUCUCGAUUCAAUGCCCCUAGCAUUUCGAGAUGCAAUCAGACUGGCACGAAUCCUGGAUAUUCGCUACCUGUGGAUAGACAGUCUUUGCAUCAUUCAGGAUGAUAAAGAAGAUUGGGAGAUAGAGUCAAGUAAGAUGGCGGAGAUAUUCAGCAAUGCAUAUCUUACUGUGGUGGCAUCGUAUGGCGCUACUUGCAACGAAAGCUUUUUACGGAGAGCCCAUAUGCCAAAAAGCUGCACGGUGCCUGUCAAGCUUUCCAACGGAAUAAAUGGGAAAUUUGGUCUCAGAUAUCGUCGACACGGGCUUACGGACAAAAUGGCUGAGUUUCACAAUGGAAAGUGGGUUUCCAGAGGCUGGACAUUCCAAGAGGAAAGGUUGGCAAAGCGUGUACUUAUGUUUGGAGAGAACAAAUUCUUUUUCGACUGCAAAACAUCAGAAAAGUCUGAAGACACUGAUCGCUCUAGGAAGCGACCGGAUUGGGUUACCACCGUGCAGGACAAAUCCACCGACGAUCGAUAUCGGGUACCUCGUCCUGUCGAUACUAACAGCCAAGUCUUCAAAGGGCAAACAUAUUUUGAUCACUGGCAAACACUUUGCAGUCAUUAUUCCCACCGCGAAUUAAGUUUUGCUUCAGAUAAGCUACCAGCAAUCUCAGGAAUAGCCAAGCAAACCGCCAAAAGAGUGAACUCCGAGUACCUCGCUGGCCUAUGGCGGAUGCAUUUAAUGCACGAUUUGUUCUGGAAUACAAAAUGCCUCGCAACACGACCUGAUGUCUACCGUGCGCCAUCUUGGUCAUGGGCAUCAGUUGAGGGCCACAUCGCAUGGCCGACAUGGCGAUGGUGUGGCCCAGAACACUGUGAGCAAUUCAUGCAAAUUCUUGAAGCCAAAACUGUGGUGGACGGAGCGGAUCCAUAUGGCGCUGUCAAAGAUGGGUAUCUCAAGAUAGUUGGUAAGACUGUGGAAAUUGAUCGUCCAACAGCCGCUGAUAUGAUGCCCUCGUCGAGAGAGCAGACAUGGCAUGCAUUGUAUAGAGGGCAGUCAUUUACGAAUGCGCGACUCGAUACGGCGAUACCUGAUGGAGAAGGCGGUGAUAAGCUCUACGCAUUGUUAGCAGCAAAGUGCAAGAUGAAGAAGGCGCAAAACCCUGUACCAAGGGGUCUGCUGCUGGAAAAAGCGGACACCAUUCGACAAGAUGGUCUGCCAGUGUUCCGGCGCGUAGGCGUGUUCCGCGUCAACGACGGAGAAGGAAACUCACCCGGAGCAUGGCAAUAUUCCGAAAACCAGACUCUGGUCAUCAUCUGA
Glarea lozoyensis ATCC 20868 is the source of this 2178-nucleotide messenger RNA. RefSeq lists its product as uncharacterized. The transcript has a single exon. The coding region runs from base 1 to 2178 and encodes 725 amino acids. The record is from RefSeq and is a predicted model, not a curated record. Lineage: Eukaryota; Fungi; Ascomycota; Leotiomycetes; Helotiales; Helotiaceae.